UAGUUUUUUCGUCGUUUAGUUUUCUAUUUGUAUUGCAGUUCAGGUAUUUAGAUUUCUUUACAAAGAAAUCGUCUGAGACCCUUUUUUUCGUGAUUACAUACGUUUAUCUUAUUAAAUCUCAUAUCAAGGAAUCGUCAGCUGUAUGGCAAGUUUCCAAUAGAAAAAAAAAAAUUAUUGGGUAUGGAGAUUCUCCUAAAAAGUUUGAUCAAGAGAGAGAGCCGUCAAUAUUAUAAACUAAUUACGAUUUUGAGACGACAAUACGAAAUAUAGACAGCUAGUUGGGAGAAAAUAUAUUCGGUACUCGCGACUCCGCCCAAUACGGAAUAUAUUUUCUUACAACUAGCCGUCAAUACUGUCGCUAUAUUGCCGUCUCAAAAUCGCAAUUAGUUUAUAGUAUUAGGGAUAGCGCUCGUUUAAAAUUCAAAGCUAGUACCUUGAUUGAUAGCAGUUUUAUUUCAGUACAAAAACAAGAGGGCAGAUGUCCAAUUAUUUCAAGAGCAUAACUGAAAUAGCCAAAUACCUGUGUGACGCUCUCUUGUCUUGUUUUCUAUUGGCUCACCGCAGGGGCUAAAUUUGAAGUGGACUUUCCAGCCAGUUUCCACUAUAACAUAUUCAUUAUUGAAAAGCUGAGAAACUAAGGCUUGGAAUUAGAAGGCGAAAAGAAAAUGGUGGCAGACGAAGUAUUCUCCUGCGGUCACUUUACAAAAUGGAUUCUACUUACAAAAGAGUUAUAUGUUAGUAACUAUGUCUUGGUUGCCACACUCGUACUCCUUUCCGUCCCUUCUGCGGUUCUUAACGCUUUGGUUUUUAUCGUAAUUUGGCAAAACCCGUCACUUCAAACACCAUCGAACAUUUUCCUAACUAAUCUUGCGAUUUCUGACCUUGCGGUUGCUGCUGUUGCAUCUCCUUUGAUGGUCACUUGGAAACUCCUCGAGAUUGGCGACACAACGAGUAACAGCACUUGCAAAGUAGCAUACGUUGGUGGUUUGAUAACAAGUGCGUUUGGCUCGUUUUCUUUUUUCACCGUAACAGCAGCAACAGUCGACAGACACCUCGCCUUACGACUACACUUGUCUUACACCUCUGUAGUUACGACAAGAAAAGUGGUUAUAACAUGUGGGGUCCUUCUAGUAUCAUCUCUUGUAUUAUCGAGUCUAACUUUAAUUGGUGUUACAGAAUUUACUAUUGGAGUCCUAUCUUCUUCCUUCGUUUGUGUGUUCAUAAUGAACUAUUGCUACUACAAGAUCUAUUCAGUGUUUCGUCACCAUCAUACCCAGAUACAAAGCUACCAGUUAGGUGCCUCGCAUCCCGAGUCAUCCAUUCCAAACUUGCGUCGAUUUAGAAAAACAGUCAUCAACUUAUUGUAUGUCCUAGGAUUAUAUCUAUUUUUGUACCUCCCUUUCAUCUGUGCAGCGCUAACUCGAGAGAUUCUUGGCGACACGAUGUUUACUCUGAGUUUCAUGAACAUUUCCAUUGCAAUUGCUUUUUUGAAUUCCUUUGUGAAUCCUUUGGUUUACUGCUGGAGAAUUAAGGAAUUUCGUGUUGGGAUAAAAGCUAUCUUGCCUUUGAGGGAUGUUUUCUUGAGAAUGAGACAAUGUUGUAGAGUGGAGAAAAAAGAAAAAAUAGCUGGUCUUAACAUUACGGGAAAGUCUUUUGUAGUGUAGUCUUUACGGACCCGCAGUAAUUAUUGUUAUGAUAAAAGGGUAAAUUUUACCCGGCGAAAAAAUGAAAAAACUUACUGACGUACUUACGUGCGUUUUUUCAUUUUUUCACGGUGUAUAAUUUAYCUUUYUAUCAUUACUGUUUCAUUAGAAACACMGACGCAGCUCACACUAGUUUUUAUCUAGUUAUCUUUUUUUAAUUGUUGUUAUGAUAACUGUUGUGUGUCUGUACGACUUUUUCUGACUACUCUGAAGUCACUUUAUAACUUAACCUGAAUCAGGCAACUCCAGACUUCGAGAAUACAACUUUUUGUAAAACUAUGGACCCAAAAGAAAAUAGAAUGGAAAGUGAAGGAACAGGAAGAGAAAAGAAGGAAGAAAAGGGAAGGGACGUGAACAGAAGAGAAGGAAAGAAAAGAAAAAGAAAGGAAAGGGCAAAUAGAAAAAGAAGAGAGAAAAUAACUUUAAAGUAGGCUGUUCGUUUAUUAUCUCCAAAAUUUCUGAAAAUUAAAUUUUCAUCAAUGUAACCAAAAUGUUGCUUUUCUUUAAGAAUAUUAAGUCUUUCCAUGGA
Actinia tenebrosa (Australian red waratah sea anemone) is the source of this 2232-nucleotide messenger RNA. Its product is annotated as adenosine receptor A3-like. Lineage: Eukaryota; Metazoa; Cnidaria; Anthozoa; Actiniaria; Actiniidae. Gene Ontology annotation, cellular component: membrane. Gene Ontology annotation, biological process: G protein-coupled receptor signaling pathway. The record is from RefSeq and is a predicted model, not a curated record. Gene Ontology annotation, molecular function: G protein-coupled receptor activity.